Molecule: messenger RNA, 1648 nt
Organism: Vanrija pseudolonga
Lineage: Eukaryota; Fungi; Basidiomycota; Tremellomycetes; Trichosporonales; Trichosporonaceae
Gene: nuo-51
Product: NADH-ubiquinone oxidoreductase subunit, mitochondrial
Exons: 5
Coding region: 112-1599 (495 amino acids)
Molecular function (GO): 4 iron, 4 sulfur cluster binding; FMN binding; NADH dehydrogenase (ubiquinone) activity
Source: RefSeq, a predicted model, not a curated record
GCCAAGUCGGGUCGUGACCUACUACAGACACGCAACUCCAACAACGACCAUCGCAGUCGUCUAGGCUACUCGCACACCGUCGUCACAUCACCACUCACAAGCGACGACGACAUGCUCCGAUCAACUGCCCUCCCCCGCUCCCUCCGGACGGCGUCGACCCAGGUCCGCGGCCUCGCGACUGUUGCCGACACGCCCGUUCGUCACUACGGCGGCCUCAAGGACCAGGACCGCAUCUUCACCAACCUCUUCACUCGCGAGGACUGGGGAAUCAAGGGUGCCCAGGCCCGCGGCGACUGGCACAGGACGAAGGACAUCCUCCUCAAGGGUGACUCGUGGAUCAUCCAGACCAUCAAGGACUCUGGUCUCCGUGGCCGUGGUGGUGCCGGUUUCCCUUCGGGCCUCAAGUGGAGCUUCAUGAACAAGCCUGGAUGGGAGAAGGACCCCCGCCCAAGGUAUCUCGUCGUCAACGCCGACGAGGGAGAGCCCGGUACCUGCAAGGACCGCGAGAUCAUGCGUGGUGACCCCCACAAGCUGGUCGAGGGCUGUCUCGUUGCUGGCCGUGCCAUGAACGCUACUGCUGCCUACAUCUACAUCCGUGGAGAGUUCAUCCAGGAGGCCUACCACGUCCAGAAGGCCAUUGACGAGGCCUACGCCGCUGGUUUCAUCGGCAAGAACGCCUGCGGCUCGGGCUACGACUUUGACGUCUACCUCCACCGCGGUGCCGGUGCUUACAUCUGUGGUGAGGAGACUGCUCUUAUCGAGUCGCUCGAGGGCAAGCAGGGCAAGCCCCGUCUUAAGCCUCCUUUCCCCGCCGACGUCGGUCUCUUUGGCUGCCCCUCGACCGUCGCCAACGUCGAGACUGUCGCCGUCGCCCCAACGAUCGCCCGUCGUGGUGGUGCUUGGUUCGCUGGCUUCGGCCGUGAGCGCAACGCCGGCACCAAGCUCUUCUGUGUCUCGGGCCACGUCAACAACCCCUGUGUUGUCGAGGAGGAGAUGUCGAUCCCUCUCCAGGAGCUGCUUGAGAAGCACUGCGGUGGUGUCCGUGGUGGCUGGAGCAACCUCAAGGGUAUCAUCCCCGGUGGUUGCUCGGUCCCCGUCGUCACCCGUGAGACUGCCGAGAAGUGCUUGAUGGACUACGACUCGCUCAAGGACAACGGAACCUCGCUCGGAACAGGAGCCGUCAUUGUCAUGGACAACUCGACCGACAUGAUCCGCGCCAUUGCCCGUUUCUCCAAAUUCUACAAGCACGAGUCUUGUGGCCAGUGCACCCCCUGCCGUGAGGGUACCACCUGGAUGAUGAACAUGAUGGACCGCAUGGUCGAGGGUCGCGCCCAGGAGCGUGAGAUCGACAUGCUCCUCGAGCUCACCAAGCAGGUUGAGGGCCACACCAUCUGCGCUCUUGGUGACGCCGCUGCCUGGCCUAUCCAGGGCCUGAUGAAGAACUUCCGUCCUGAGGUUGAGGCCCGUAUCGCCCAGUUCCAGCAGAAGUACGGACCCAUCCAGUUUGGUGGAAAGCUCGUCUCGGACGUCGACUACACCAGGGCCGUGCCAGACAACCUUGGCGGCGAGGUCCAGCCUCGCCUGACGGCCUCGGCUUAGGGAAAAGUUGGGCAGUAGAUUAAAACUUGCAUGCAUGUGUACGAGGUAG